Messenger RNA from Culex quinquefasciatus (southern house mosquito), 879 nucleotides. Its product is annotated as sterol O-acyltransferase 1. NCBI's taxonomy places the organism in Eukaryota, Metazoa, Arthropoda, Insecta, Diptera, Culicidae. The coding region runs from base 1 to 879 and encodes 292 amino acids. Gene Ontology annotation, cellular component: endoplasmic reticulum membrane. The record is from RefSeq and is a predicted model, not a curated record. Gene Ontology annotation, biological process: cholesterol metabolic process. The transcript has a single exon.
AUGACACGCUUCGUGAUGAAGAUCCACGCGUUUGUUCGGAGUAGUUCAUCAGAAGUUUUGAAGGACAACUCUACGAGACCAACGUUCCAUCAAUUCGUAUACUUCCUCUUUGCUCCCACGCUGAUCUACCGCAACGAGUACCCAAGAACCGCAACCAUCCGUUGGCGAGUCGUCCUCAACCAUGCCCUGGAAGUGACCAUCCUGCUGUACAUGUGCUACAUCUUCAGCGGAACCUCAGCUCUGUUCAACCAAUUCGGAGUCGUCCCAAUAUCAACCGGAACCGUGCUCCACAACGAGUUCCUGAGCAGUCUGCCAACCAGUGUCUUCUUCCUGUGCGGCCUCUACGCCCUGAUGCACUCCUGGCUCAACGCCUGGGCAGAAGUUCUCAGAUUUGCGGACCGCCUCUUCUACCGCGACUGGUGGAACGUAACUUCGUUUGCCGGGUUUGUGCGCAGUCAAAACGUUGUCGUGCACAACUUCCUGUACACCUACGUGUACAAGGACUUUUACGACCAUGUGCUGCGUAACAGAAGAGCAGCAUCCAUCGUGGCGUUCGCCGUGUCUGGGCUGGUCCACGAACUGUUGCUGGCAGUGGCCUUCCGGUUCUUCUACCCGAUCAUGCUGGGACAGUUUGUGGUAAUGGGACUGCUGACGGCCAACGUCAAUCUUGGGAACGUGUUUUUCCUGGCGUCGCUUGCGUUUACAAAUGGCGUUGAGAUUAGUUUGUACAGUUUGGAGUACUACGCCAGGAGGAAUUGUUUGGGGGUUGUGGAUAGUGUGGGGCGGUGGUCACUGGAGGGUCUAGUCCCGGUUUCAUGGACCUGCGGCGCCGUCAGUUCGUUUGAUGGCAAUUGGACCGUUAAAGCUCCGUGGAGUUGA